AUGGUUGUUCCUUGUUUUCUCCGCCACAAGCCGAAGGACUUUGGACUUAGUCACGAGCGUGCAGACCCUGCCCAAUGCGGCGCGCGCAAAGUUACUUUUGCCGAAAAAGUUAGCGUAAAGUUAGCCGAAAGUAACUUUUUAUAUGGGGAAUCACUAAGUUCUCGCGAUGGAUUGCAUGAGCCUGGGGAAGAGUUCAGGGUCGCUAAGGGGUUAAGAGAUGACACGGUCCCCACAUCGCAUGACGGGGUGAUCAAGAACUUACACUGGAUUCUGCCCCACUGUGACCGAAAUUGUGUAUUCAUUAUCAUGGGGGCAAGGCAACAAACAUUGAUUCAAGAUUGUACCGCGAUAAUCCAUUUGGUAACUGGUUGGCGCACAAUAAACUAUCAUGCUCUCCUUUUGUUCUCGGCUUCGCACCAUCAUCCCUCCCCGGAUAAAGUAGCUCUUGAGCCCCGUACACAACCCCUCCCUACCAAGUCGAAAGUAGUCUGUGAUUCAGCAUACAGAGCACGCAGAGAGAGGGAUCAGGGGGAGGAGCUCAGUGGGAAGUUCACGAUACAGUCGCGCAUCUGCAUCUGUUGUGAGAGUACGACAUAUGAUAAAUGCGAAGUGAAGACCCUGUGGUCUUAG
Molecule: messenger RNA, 630 nt
Organism: Coprinopsis cinerea okayama7#130
Lineage: Eukaryota; Fungi; Basidiomycota; Agaricomycetes; Agaricales; Psathyrellaceae
Exons: 10
Coding region: 1-630 (209 amino acids)
Source: RefSeq, a predicted model, not a curated record